Malassezia sympodialis ATCC 42132 is the source of this 729-nucleotide messenger RNA. The record is from the annotation of a RefSeq genome assembly. NCBI's taxonomy places the organism in Eukaryota, Fungi, Basidiomycota, Malasseziomycetes, Malasseziales, Malasseziaceae.
AUGCAGGACGGCGACGCGGCGCUAGGCGCGCCGGCCGCAGGGCCGGCGACGGUGCCGAUCCGCCUGCGCACCUCCCUGCCGGGCUGCUCGAUUCCGUAUGUGCCGUACAUGGUGCCUGUGACGUGGCGCCGCUCGCAGCUGUCGACGCUCGUCAACAAGGUGCUGGCCACCGCCGCCACGGGCGAGGCCCCGGCGCCGGUGCCGUUCGACUUUAUCGUGAACGGCGAGCUGCUGCGCACGAGUCUGGAGGAGUACCUCGCGGCGAACGCGGGCAGCGCCGAGACGACGCUCGAGCUCGAGUACAUCCGCAGCACGCUGCCGCCGGCCUUCCGCGACGCCGCACGCCAGGACGACUGGGUCGCCUCGGUCGAUGCCGCGUGCGGCGACUCGCUGCUCACCGCCUCGUACGACGGCCUCGUGCGCGUGUACGACGCGGCCCACCUCGCCGCCGAGCCGACCGCGUACCUCCCCGCGUACGGCGAGCACGUGUCGCUGACGUGCGCCCGGUGGCUCACGCCGCGCGGCGACGCGGUGGCGACGGGCAGCAUGGACGGCACGGUGGCCGUGUGGCGCUGCCCGGACGCGCCGUCGAAGAGCGUGCCGGUGGGCACGGCCGCCCUCCUGCCGCACCACGGCGCGCCUGUCUCGUCGCUCGACGUCGCGCCGCAGGGCGACCGCGUCGCGCUGCUGAGCGCGGGCUGGGACGGCACGAUCGCGCUCUGGGACGUG